Meloidogyne enterolobii is the source of this 505-nucleotide messenger RNA. Lineage: Eukaryota; Metazoa; Nematoda; Chromadorea; Rhabditida; Meloidogynidae. The record is from the annotation of a GenBank genome assembly.
UUGCCAGAAUACGGCAAAAUCUCAUUCAAUGAUUAUAUCCCGUAAAAGGAUCCCGACCUGUAAAGGAUCCCGACCUGUGCCGCACUCUGAUUUUUCAUAUAAAAGCCUUCUAAAAUUCGCUUCUUCCAUUCCUCCCGCUCUAAACAAUACACCACAGCUCCAGUUAAAUCAACAAAAACAAUUUCCAAUGCUGCUCGUAAAGAAUUCCAAUGCUGCUCGUCUUCUUGUUUUGUUUCUACUUGCCAAUCUAAUUGUUGAUGUUGCGAACAAGCAAGGUUUAGACGACGCUCCUCAAUUUCGAAUCAAAAGGGAUGCAGAACAAGGAGGGGGAAAAGCUGUGUAUAUUCUUGUUGGUAUUGGAGUCUUUCUCGCUCUUAUAAUAGCUGCUUUGGUUUGCUUCUUUAUUUGCAAGUCUAAAGAUGAAGAUGAUGGUAAAACGAAAACUAUUGAUAAGACAAUCGAGGCGAAGCCUAUUGGAAGAAAGACGAUGACUAAGAAAAAAUGA